Molecule: messenger RNA, 819 nt
Organism: Ilyonectria robusta
Lineage: Eukaryota; Fungi; Ascomycota; Sordariomycetes; Hypocreales; Nectriaceae
Exons: 2
Coding region: 1-819 (272 amino acids)
Source: RefSeq, a predicted model, not a curated record
AUGGAAGAAGUGUUGCGAAACUUGCCGGUGACCAUCCAGGGGAGAUACGAGAACACGAUGAAAAGAAUUCGGGACAUUUCAGACAGCAAGAAACAGUGUGACAGGGCCACUCUAGCAUGGUUGGAAUAUGCCCAGCUGCCGAUAUCGAUUCGUGAGCUUCGACAUGCCCUCGCGAUAGACGCCUGUCCGCCAACCUCAAGCAAUAUCGCGACACAUCUGUAUCAGGAGAGCGAGAUCAUUUUCGACUACUACGGGCUGCUCAUCAACAAUUUCGACUGUGCCGUCCGCUUUGUUCACAAAUCCGCCCAGGACUUUUUGCACGCGUCCGAGCCAACCAAUUUUCCAACUUCGAAAAGCGAAUCACAAUUUCCACUACCCUGUACCUCUCAUCCUGCUAUAUCGCAAGGCCAAGAUCAGCCUCACCACAAGCGGGGUCACAUCAUUCUUCUCUACACCAUGGAGAAAGAUUACGAGACGACAGUCCAAUACAUCAUGGACAGCUCCACUAGCAACCAACAAGCCGAGGGCUUUCUCGGAAUCCUUGGCCUCUUGAUGCUCAUCCUGUGCGCGCACCUUCAAAGCUUCAUAUUCCAUAUCUCUCACCAAGCAAGACUCUCGGCAUUGAAAACCCGCAGUUCAUCGAGGGUUGAUGCCAACGUUGAUCGAAGAGUUGAAUUUGAUCUGUCGCUGAACGAACAUAAGAAGAUGCUUAACUUGGCCUGCGGAGGUAGCGCGCCGAUGGCCUUCUACAUCUCUUUGAGACCUCGGCGCGCGGGCAUCAAUCUAGGGCAGGUGACUUCGGAAGAUGAAUCCAUCUAG